ACAGUAACAGCUGUCCCACCACCUCAGAGACCAUGGAUACCAUUGGCUAGACCAAAUAAAAAUAGACCUGCAUGUAUUUUCACUGUAAUGUGUUAUAACGUUUUAUGUGACAAAUAUGCAACAAGGCAAAUGUACGGUUAUUGCCCUAGUUGGGCUCUAGGAUGGGAGUAUAGAAAAAAAGCAAUCUUGGACGAAAUUCGCCACUAUUCAGCGGAUAUAAUAAGCCUUCAAGAAAUUGAAACUGACCAAUUUUAUAAUUUUUUCAAACCCGAACUUAAAAAUGAUGGUUAUGAAGGCAUAUUCUCACCGAAAUCUAGAGCUAAAACAAUGUCUGAAAAUGAAAGAAAAUAUGUAGACGGCUGUGCGAUAUUUUAUAGAGCUUCUAAGUUUACAUUAAUGAAAGAACAUUUAAUUGAAUUUAAUCAGUUAGCUAUGGCAAAUGCAGAAGGCUCCGACAAUAUGUUAAAUCGCGUUAUGCCAAAAGAUAAUAUUGGUUUGGCUGCAUUAUUAAAAGUUAAAGAAAAUGCAUGGGAACCAAUGACACCGGAAGUAACACAAAAUUCUCAACCAUUAUUAGUUUGUACAGCACAUAUACAUUGGGAUCCAGAAUUUUGUGAUGUUAAAUUGAUACAAACCAUGAUGCUAUCAAAUGAAUUAAAAACAAUUGUUGAUGAAGCAUCACAUAGCUUUCGUCCUGGUCAUAAAUCAGAUCCAAAUAGUGUUCAAUUAUUAUUAUGUGGUGAUUUUAAUUCAUUACCAGAUUCUGGUGUUAUUGAAUUUUUAAGUUCCGGACGUGUUAAUAUGGAUCAUGGUGAUUUUAAAGAACUUGGUUAUAAAGUAUGCUUACAGCGUUUACUAUCAAAUGAUACAAAUGAGUUUACGCAUUCCUUUAAAUUAGCAUCAGCCUAUAGUGAAGAUAUAAUGCCAUAUACAAAUUAUACAUUCGAUUUUAAAGGAAUUAUCGAUUAUAUAUUUUAUACAAAAACUGGUAUGGUACCAUUAGGCUUAUUAGGCCCAAUAUCAAAUGACUGGUUACGUGAAAAUAAAAUUGUUGGCUGCCCACAUCCUCAUAUACCAUCCGAUCAUUUUCCAUUAUUAGUGGAAUUAGAAUUAAUGCAUACAGCUAGCCAACAAACACCAAAUGGUUUAAUAAAUAGACGGUAGCAUUAAAAAUUUUAGGACAAAUUCUCACCUCUGAAACAAAAUUAUAUAAUAAAUAAUAUGAAACAUAAAAAAAAAAUGAAAAAAAAAAAUUGAGAUUUAUAAAAAAUGCUAAAAAAAAAAAUUAUUAUAAAAAAAAAAUACGAUUUAAUUAAGAAAUAAAAAAUAGAAUGAAAACAAUAGAGUAGAAAAAAAAAUAGAAAAAAUAAAAAUUAACACACGCAUAAACACAAACAUUUUUUUUAAUACGUAAGUCCAAAAAAAAAAAAUCAUUACAAAAAAUAAUAAAAUUUAAAAAAGAAAAUAACGACGAAAUUAUAUAGAGAGAAAAAAAUCAACAUUAAACUAAAUAAGUAAAAUUUAAAGUUUAAGUAAUUAAAAAGCAAAAAUUAAAAAAAAAGAAAAACAAAAAUCUUUCAUUAUGUAAUAAAAAAUAAUAAUUUACAGAUUAAGAAUAAAUUUAGC
Condylostylus longicornis is the source of this 1626-nucleotide messenger RNA. Its product is annotated as CCR4-NOT transcription complex subunit 6-like. NCBI's taxonomy places the organism in Eukaryota, Metazoa, Arthropoda, Insecta, Diptera, Dolichopodidae. Gene Ontology annotation, molecular function: poly(A)-specific ribonuclease activity. The transcript has 4 exons. Gene Ontology annotation, cellular component: CCR4-NOT complex; nucleus; cytoplasm. Gene Ontology annotation, biological process: nuclear-transcribed mRNA poly(A) tail shortening. The record is from RefSeq and is a predicted model, not a curated record. The coding region runs from base 88 to 1164 and encodes 358 amino acids.